AUGCCUGAGUCUCAAUCAGAUAUCCCACGACUUGAGAUUCAAUAUGCUCGCUCCACUCAAAAGUGGAUUGAUGGAUCCGACAAAAUUCAGAUCAUUGAAGUUUUUGUGAACAACGUUGGGUCUUCCUUCAUUACACAAAAAGAUAGUGUGCGCAUUCAGGUUCAUUCACCUGGUCUCAAAAUCGUGACUGAGGGUAUCAUCAAACGGCUGGGUCCUGGAGAUCAAGCAACACUUGAAAACAAGAAAGGGGGUCCCAUCAGCCGUGGUCCAGCAACAGUCACUAUCAGCGAGCAUAAGAUUAUUUCGGCGCCAUACUCCUUCAAUUCAAGCUAUGGAAUUCACCCAUAUGAGGCAAAUUACGAGUCCAUUUACAGCCAUGAAUCACCUAACUGGUAUAACAACGCCAAAUUUGGGAUCUUCAUACAUUGGGGGGCUUACUCCGUGCCAGGCUGGGGAGACUCUGGAUCUAAAGAAAAUUAUGCUGAAUGGUGA
Messenger RNA from Penicillium antarcticum, 492 nucleotides. RefSeq lists its product as uncharacterized. The record is from RefSeq and is a predicted model, not a curated record. Bases 1 to 492 code for a protein of 163 amino acids. Gene Ontology annotation, biological process: carbohydrate metabolic process. NCBI's taxonomy places the organism in Eukaryota, Fungi, Ascomycota, Eurotiomycetes, Eurotiales, Aspergillaceae. The transcript has a single exon. Gene Ontology annotation, molecular function: alpha-L-fucosidase activity.